Molecule: messenger RNA, 630 nt
Organism: Penicillium malachiteum
Lineage: Eukaryota; Fungi; Ascomycota; Eurotiomycetes; Eurotiales; Aspergillaceae
Product: Ran family GTP-binding nuclear protein
Exons: 5
Coding region: 1-630 (209 amino acids)
Biological process (GO): protein import into nucleus; ribosomal subunit export from nucleus
Cellular component (GO): cytoplasm; nucleus
Molecular function (GO): GTP binding; GTPase activity
Source: RefSeq, a predicted model, not a curated record
AUGGCUGACCAGGCUCCCCCCACUUUUAAGCUCGUUCUGGUUGGUGACGGUGGUACCGGAAAGACCACUUUCGUCAAGCGCCACUUGACUGGUGAAUUCGAGAAGAAGUACAUUGCUACCCUCGGUGUUGAGGUUCACCCUCUUGCUUUCACCACCAACCUGGGUCCCAUCCAGUUCGAUGUCUGGGACACCGCUGGUCAGGAGAAGUUCGGUGGUCUCCGUGAUGGUUACUACAUCAACGGUCAGGCCGGUAUCAUCAUGUUCGAUGUUACCUCCCGUAUCACCUACAAGAACGUUCCCAACUGGCACCGCGACCUCGUCCGUGUCUGUGAGAACAUCCCUAUCGUCCUGUGCGGUAACAAGGUCGAUGUGAAGGAGCGCAAGGUCAAGGCCAAGACCAUCACUUUCCACCGCAAGAAGAACCUGCAGUACUACGAUAUCUCCGCCAAGUCCAACUACAACUUCGAGAAGCCCUUCCUCUGGCUCGCCCGCAAGCUGGAGUUCGUUGCCGCUCCCGCCCUCGCUCCCCCCGAGGUCACUGUCGACCACGAGCAGCUUGCCAAGUACCGCGAGGAGAUGGACGCUGCUGCCCAGCAGCCCCUUCCCGAUGAGGAUGACGCCGACCUGUAA